Molecule: messenger RNA, 3075 nt
Organism: Ruditapes philippinarum (Manila clam)
Lineage: Eukaryota; Metazoa; Mollusca; Bivalvia; Venerida; Veneridae
Product: muscle M-line assembly protein unc-89-like
Exons: 4
Coding region: 582-2084 (500 amino acids)
Source: RefSeq, a predicted model, not a curated record
UUCCAAUAAACCGAAGUCUUGUUGUAUUGGACGUUCUGGUAAAAGAGAAGGAAUUAUUCCGAAUAAACCACAUAGAUGUUAUCGUUUGGGCGUUUAAAUUAACCGCAGCUGCGCUUAGGGAAAGAGAUCAUUAGACGAAAAUAUGAUUAUUAUUAUUAGAUAUUAAAUAAUUGGCGCGUGUUUCCGGAAUGUUUUCACAGGAUCGUUUAGUGUUAAUUAAUUAACGGAAUAUUGUUUUGUAGAUGUUAACCACAGUUACACGCUUGGACCCGUGCGAGUAAGGAUACACUGUUGCAUAUUAUACAUUUCGCCAAAGUUAGUCCGUUCUUUGGAAUUAUUAAACCGUGCUGUGAAUAACAGAUAUCACGUGUCAUGUAUAGUUUAAAAAUUGAAAGAUAAAUGUGUUUUUCAGAAGAAGUCGGAUAAGUAUUUCAGUUUUGCUUACAUCUGGAAUAAUCUUAUUUAACAUGAUAUAAAUAUCAGCAAAAUAUCUUGAUAACACAGAAACGGAUAUGUAGAACUUUCGAUAUUACGAACAACCUAAAUAGCGUUUAGCGUUUCAAGUUGACAUUGGUCCAGAAAUGACGGAGGUAGAAACCGAGUUCGAUAGUCGCUAUGACGACGUUGAUGUUGAAAGUAUCCUUGCGCGUUGCCGAAGAAAGGUCCCGAUGAAUUUUUCUAGGAAAACUUGUUUAUAUCAAGCCCCAGAAUUUAUCAAACGGCUCCCGGCUACUGAGGAAGUUGAAGAAGGGAGCACCGUUUCUUUCACGUGCAAAGUUGCCGGGAUUCCAAAACCAACUGUCACGUGGUAUAGAGAUGAAGAUAUAAUUGGUCCAGACUCACGUGCAAAAGUUGAUGCAGAGGAUUCUGGGAUACAUUCCAUCCAUAUCAAAGAUGUGUCUAAAUGUGAUGCGGGGAUUUACAAAAUUCAGGCAUCAAAUUUGGAAGGUUCGUCCAAAAGUAUGCUGUAUAUAUCCGUAAAAGCGAGGUCUAAGCGACGAAAUAAGAAGAAAUCAAAAAGAUCAAUGAACAUCGCCAGGUCACCCCUUUUCCCCGCUAUUAUUGAACGUGUUGCGGAGGAACAGAAAGAAACACUGGAAAAUGAACGCCAACCGGAGUCGCCUUUAACCCCGAUUUAUUGUACUAUUUCGAGAAAAGCUCCAGUUAUAUGGCCUGUGUUUUUGGGAGACUGGGCGUACAAUGAAGACGAGGCUCUUCAUCAAGGUGAGAUAGAAGAACUCGGUAUAGGAUGUGAGGAUGUCUUCGACACUGAAGUGGAUAACGCAAUGUCAGGAAGUCUAACAUUUGUAAGUGCAGCAUAUACACACAUGUGUGACCCUGCUUCGAAAAUUAAUUCAUCUAACACAGAAGUUAAUGGGUUACUGGAGACUAGAAAUAUAAGACUACCAGAUGUGGGGGUAGAUUGUGCUGCAGAUUCACUAAACAUGUAUGAAGAAGCUAAUGUGAAAAAUGAAUUCUCGGAACUUCAUCCGACACAAACUGUUUGCAAAAAGGAUCAUUUGUCGGAAGAAAGCUCUGCAACCUGUGAUAUGUUAAACAAUAAUGACAAAGAUAUAGCAGGCAAUUAUGCAAGCAAUGAUUGGGAACAACCUUCACAUUCACAAACAAAUUUGAUACAUCAAACGGCAUUAAAAUCAAAGUAUUGUGACCCUAGUUCGGUGUCCAUAAUAUCUGUUCAUAGGUCUUACGCUAAAGGUGACUCUACUUCAAGUGUGGCUAGACGAAGUCCAUCCCCGUUUUCACAAUCGCGUAGUUCAAUUAAUGGUGUGAAUAAUUGCCAUUCUGACUGUACGGAUACAUCUACCUUACAGAAUUUAAACAACGAACGUAUAUUACACAGAAUGAACAAAGAGACAUCGUUGUGCCAUAAAUGUUGGCAUCUUCUCUGUUCUUUUGCGACAACUACAAAGUGGGAAAAUUAUUUAUGGGAAAUCAUUUUUUUCAUUAGCGGAAGUACAUUUAUGGCCUUAUGUUUUGACCUUCCACCAACGACAUUUAUCUACUAUAUACUCGUCGCUAUGUGUGUUAAAAUGGCGCUGUAUUUAGUUCUUGGGGAUUUGUAAAAUAUUUAUAUGAUAUAAUAGAAACAUCAAUCGGCAACAUGAUGUGAAAGGCUGGUGGCGGACGAAGAACUCUUUGCAAUGAACUAACCCGUCGCUAGUCCUACAGUUUUUUUCAUUCUGUGUUAUGCAGUAAAGAUCUCCGUGGUAUUGUUUUAGCAUUAUAAUUAUAAUUAUUUUUUUUUUUUAAUUUUUGCUUAUUUAUUUUAUUUAAAUACAUACAUACUUGUAUGUCACUCAGAUGUUUAGGCCGCUCAGACAAUAAGGUAACUAAAGAAUACUUUUAUUGUUAGAAGAUUAAUGUUAAACAUUAGUAUACUCCUGGUUAAAUUUGACGAAGACAGGAGGUAUUCAUAGUAACAGGUAUUAUUUUUAAGCACAUUGUACGUUUAUAAAUUUUUAGGCUCAAAUAAACUUGAGUGAUAUAGAAAAGUACCAUUUGAAUUUGACUUCCUUCAUUUACUUACGGAUGCAUUAUUACCUCACUUGAAAUACAUCUUUUUAAUAGCUCUGAUUAAUCAUUCUAAGGGACUUCAGACCAUUAUCUGUCUUGUCAUAAAACAAUGGCAAUUUAUAUCAUAAAUUUUGUAUAUCUUACUUUUGAAAGGCUCUAUUUCAGAUUUAUAUUUUUAAAAACUGUAUUCAUCUGUUUGGCAAUAGAAGCUUCCAUUUAUGAGUCUACGUCUGUGUUCGUGAGAAAGGUGCAAGUUGAAAUAUAUAGGCUACUAAAAUGAUUCAGUGACCGGAAGAAGCAGGUGCUUGUAAUAGAAAUACAUGAUACACAUUGAAUUGCAUAGGCUUACAAGACAUGAUACAGUGAUACCAUUCUUAUUGCUUCCGUAUAUCCAAGUGAGCUACUUAGGGCCGUUUGUUAAUCUUAAUAUUUUAUUGUUUCACGUUUAUGCAAAAUAUAUUGUUAAAUAUUACAGGUAGAUAUUGUGUUGUUUCUUUAAAAAAAUUUAACUAUGUUUUAAUAAAAGUUAUAUACUUGUUA